AUGUCGACAACUCCGCAGAGUGCUGUGAAUCAGAGGCUGCCCCCGUCCUCCCGUCGCCACUCCAAAAUCACCGUCGAGUACCACGUUCCCAAUCGCGCCUCUGUCCAGAACUACGCCAAUUUCAUCGCCGACCCCGCCGCUCAUUCCAACACCGCGCCUUUCCAGGAUCCAUUUCUGCCGUCGAGACAGGCCCCAGGUCCUCCGCCAUCCUCAACAGCGAAGCACAACUCCCGAAUCCGCAACUCGCUGCAGAAGGCCCCGCCCCGGAAACAGAGCCUGACGACGCCCACCGCACCCAAACCCGUCGAUCGUGAUCCUUUUGCCGCAGCCAGCCGACUCACCUCCAGCAACAGCGGUAGCAACAGCGACAGCGGCCUUAUGAACGGCACACCACCCCCGCCACGGCCAUCGCGGGCCAACACGGCCAACCUGACCGACCUCUUCCCCGCUCAACGCAACGUCGCCAACCAGCGCCUGUCCGAUCCG
Molecule: messenger RNA, 486 nt
Organism: Postia placenta MAD-698-R-SB12
Lineage: Eukaryota; Fungi; Basidiomycota; Agaricomycetes; Polyporales; Adustoporiaceae
Exons: 1
Source: RefSeq, a predicted model, not a curated record